AUGGAGGAUAUCUACAGAGUCCAUUCUCACAGCGAUGGACCUGCGAAGCCUUUAACUGAGGUUUUCGCAAAAGUUCUGUCAUCGCUUACAUCGAUACAAGCACAAAGUCUUCCACAAGAUGAAAUGAAGCGCAUCGAUGGCAUCGAGAAGCAACUACGACAGUCCAUGAAUCGCGUCGUGUUCGGAAGCAAUUACAUAGAGCACGUUGGACUCGGCCUCAAUGAGACCCUGGGACUUUGUGAACGUGUCUUUCAAGGCGAAGAUGUCGAGAUCAUUGAUGAGAGAACCCCGGACUACGAAAAGAGGCUCUGGGAGGAAUAUGGCGCCCAGCUCAACAGCAAAGACGACAGGACAGUCAAAUCCUUCAGUUACGGACGCACAGAAGUGAUUAAUCAUGCCAAGGCUUUCCAGUACAUGAUCGAUCAAAUCGUUUCACUGGAUAUGCCAAUUACGGAAGAGUGCAUCACGACCACUCACCGGAUCCUCUGCCAAGAUACGCCCAUCUUUCACCGAAGCGGUUCUGUUACUGACCCUCUCCAUUACGCUGGCAUUUACCGAGACGUUAGAAAUAUUCACGUUGGAGCUGGCGAUACUAUGUUCACUCCACCGAAAAAGGUUCCCGGAGCAAUGAAGGCUAUGAUUGCCGACUUGAAUCAAGAUCUCGAGAAUGCACAAAAGCACAAGAAGAUCGACCCUUUUGCGUUAGCUGCCAAAUAUUCCAUGCAAUUCGUGCAAAUCCAUCCCUUUCAAGACGGCAACGGUCGCAUGUGUCGUCUGAUUCUCAACACAAUACUGUGCAAAUACGCUGGCGUAGUCGUGCCAAUUGGCGAAGACGAAGACGACAAAAAGGCGUAUAUCGACAUCAAGAAAAGGGCCAGCGCGGAUGCAUUGGAUCAUGGAGAGUAUGCGACCUUUGUCCUACAGAAAUCCGAGAUACGAUUACGCAACUUGAAAAAGAUGCUUUCGGGAAAGAAAAGGUCAACAACCUUUCUUCUUUGA
This is a messenger RNA of Pestalotiopsis fici W106-1, 999 nucleotides long. RefSeq lists its product as uncharacterized. Bases 1 to 999 code for a protein of 332 amino acids. Lineage: Eukaryota; Fungi; Ascomycota; Sordariomycetes; Amphisphaeriales; Sporocadaceae. The transcript is spliced from 2 exons. The record is from RefSeq and is a predicted model, not a curated record.